Molecule: messenger RNA, 492 nt
Organism: Peniophora sp. CBMAI 1063
Lineage: Eukaryota; Fungi; Basidiomycota; Agaricomycetes; Russulales; Peniophoraceae
Source: the annotation of a GenBank genome assembly
AUGCUUGCUUUGUUCUCCACCUCGCAUAUAAUGCUUGGUGUAUCAUCAACACGACUUCCGAUCCGGAACCCUUACCCUGUCAAGAGCGCUUCCAAACUCAUCGUUAUCGACCAUGAACUCAAGCGUUACCGCUCGACAACGGCCCGUUCUUAUCACCAAACAUCAGCGUCUUCUGCUAGCUAUGGUAGUCCUCACCUGGAUUGCUUUCCAGGCAUGGACCUGCACCGCGCAUAUACUUGCAUUCGUACGCAGUCCUGCCUUCUGGGAGGCCAUACGCCCGCCUACGCGAUUGGAACGUCGCAUAGCGCUAGGUCUACCACCGGUCCCUCUUCGACCUCUGGUCAUCCCAUCCUCUACACCAGCGAGACCCCGAAUCAACGCCUCGCCGACUGCCUCGCCUCCACCAAAACCGACUCGCGUCACUCGCAUGCGAACGGCAGUCAAGCUGGCAUUCUCGCCACGAGCGCGCUCUUCAUCCGAGAGUGGGACUAG